AUGUUAUCCUCGAAAGAGCGGACCCAUCGCCUCGACGAGGAUUGGUCCGGGAUCACCGAUCCUGCUCUUCGCAAGAAGUUGCAAAACAAGGUCAACCAGCCGCGAAAACGCCAAGAGCGGCAAGAAGCCAUGCGCGUGCAGCAGGCCAGAAAGCAGAGCCAGGCCGCUCUGCCUCGUUCAUAUGCCCUGAUACUUCCACGACCAGAGCACUUCCAAGUCGAAGGCCAGAUAUUGAGUCCGCGACGAUCGCACACCCAGCCCACCACACUCGUCGAGGCCGUAGCAAUGAUGACGCGCUUCAGCGCAGCUGCCUAUGACCGAUACUAUGCCGCCAAUCCUUGCCUAGACCAACUCUUUACGCUCUCCAAAUUUAAUGUGCUCCGUGCCUUUGUGGAUAACAUGGUAGCCCUGGGAUUGAGCAUUGACGCCAUGGGAGAUGACGUUAUCUCCCCAUUCAAUAUGGCUUCCCCCGGAAACCCCAGCCGACAGACCCUUCCGGCGAGUCUCUUCCCCACAUCGACUCAAUGCACCAUCUCCCACCAUCCCUGGCUGGACUGUUUCCCGUUCCCGCGGAUGCGGGACAAUCUGGUCCGGGCUGCGGACUCGUUCAAUGAUUGCGAGCUGUGUACCGAUAUCGUGGACCCCACCAACGGCGAUAUCGGCAUGAUGGUGUGGGGAGACCCCUGGCUACCGCAGAGUUGGGAGGUGUCGCAGUUAUUUGUGACCAAGUGGUGGUGGGUGAUCGAGGGGUGUCCGGAGAUAAUCGUGCAUAGUAAUUAUUGGAGGGGUAGACGGGGGCUCCAGAGGCUCAAGGUGGGCACUACGUGA
Messenger RNA from Aspergillus aculeatinus CBS 121060, 828 nucleotides. Its product is annotated as DUF3425 domain-containing protein. Lineage: Eukaryota; Fungi; Ascomycota; Eurotiomycetes; Eurotiales; Aspergillaceae. The transcript has 2 exons. The record is from RefSeq and is a predicted model, not a curated record. The coding region runs from base 1 to 828 and encodes 275 amino acids.